AUGCAUCGCACUUAUUCUAUGCGCCAAACGAGGGCGCCCACCGCCUCUCAACUCCAGAACCCACCUCCUCCGCCAUCGACCACCAAGUCCGGUCGUCUGUUCCGUAGCGGCUUUGGCCAUGCCCUCCGUCACAAGUCUGCUGGCGCCUUUGGCCCAGACCUUGCUAAGAAGCUGUCCCAAUUGGUCAAGAUGGAGAAGAACGUGAUGCGCAGUCUGGAGCAAGUUGCCAGGGAACGCAUGGAAGUUGCCCAACAACUUUCAAUCUGGGGCGAAGCCUGCGAUGAGGAUGUUUCCGAUGUCACCGACAAGCUUGGUGUUCUCCUCUACGAGAUUGGCGAGCUUGAGGACCAAUACGUCGACCGAUAUGACCAAUACCGCGUUACCAUCAAGAGUAUUCGCAACAUCGAGGCUUCGGUUCAACCGAGCCGAGACCGUAAACAGAAGAUCACCGACCAAAUUGCUCAGCUCAAGUACAAGGAGCCCAACUCCCCGAAGAUUGUUGUUCUCGAACAAGAACUUGUGAGGGCCGAGGCCGAGUCGCUAGUCGCCGAGGCUCAAUUGUCAAACAUCACGCGCGAGAAGGUAAAGGCUGCUUACACCUACCAAUUUGACGCCUUACGGGAGCACUGCGAGAAGGUUGCUAUUAUUGCCGGAUACGGAAAGCAUUUGCUCGAACUCAUCGACGACACUCCCGUUACUCCGGGUGAGACCCGUGCUGCGUACGAUGGAUACGAAGCCAGCAAGGCCAUCAUCCAAGAUUGCGAGGACGCUCUUACCAACUGGGUCACCUCUAACGCCGCUGUCUCCUCUAAGCUCUCGACUCGCGCUCGCACUUUGUCGACCAGGCGCAGAAACAACAUCAAGGCACGUGCUGAGGGAGGCCACGACUUGUCUGGCCAAGACGCGCCCCUUAAUGACGACUCCUCAUGGAUGCCGGCCCAUAACAAGGAGACAGAGUACGAGGACGAAGAGGAUGAGGAGGACGAUAUUCACCACUCUGUCGUGGGAUCUGACGAUGGCUUGAACGGCGAGACCAGAGGACGUCAGCACGAAAGUAUCGUUGCAUAG
Colletotrichum karsti is the source of this 1068-nucleotide messenger RNA. RefSeq names its product sphingolipid long chain base-responsive protein LSP1. Gene Ontology annotation, biological process: endocytosis; negative regulation of protein kinase activity; eisosome assembly. NCBI's taxonomy places the organism in Eukaryota, Fungi, Ascomycota, Sordariomycetes, Glomerellales, Glomerellaceae. The record is from RefSeq and is a predicted model, not a curated record. Gene Ontology annotation, cellular component: eisosome filament; plasma membrane. The transcript is spliced from 5 exons. Gene Ontology annotation, molecular function: lipid binding. Bases 1 to 1068 code for a protein of 355 amino acids.